AUGGAUCACAAGUGUUGGGAAAGGCCUGAAGAUAUGGACACUCCACGCAAUGUGUAUAAGGUAUCAGCUCAAAACCCAGGAUCAGAUGUAGCAGCAGAGACGGCAGCUGCACUGGCAGCUUCUUCAAUAGUAUUCAGAGAUUCGGAUCCAACAUACUCCUCCAAAUUACUUCAAGCAGCCAUCAAAGUAUUCAAUUUUGCAGACCGUUACAGGGGUUCUUACAGUGAUUCUCUUGGUUCUGUUGUCUGUCCUUUCUACUGCUCUUACUCUGGAUACCAUGAUGAACUUCUGUGGGGUGCAUCGUGGAUUUAUAAAGCUUCGGGAACUAGCUCAUACAUGCAAUAUAUACGAUCCAAUGGCCACACUUUAGGUGCUGAUGAUGAUGGUUUCUCCUUCAGCUGGGAUGACAAGCGACCUGGAACCAAAAUCCUCCUUUCCAAAGAAUUCUUGGAGAAAAACUCAGAAGACUUCCAAUUAUACAAGGCACAUUCAGAUAAUUACAUUUGCUCGCUAAUGUCGGGAACACCCGGUUUCCAGGCUCAGUACACCAGAGGGGGGCUUCUGUUCAAGGGAAGCGAGAGCAAUUUGCAGUAUGUAACGUCCACAAGUUUCCUUCUGUUGACGUACGCUAAGUAUCUUUCAGCAAACGGGGGCGUUGUCCGAUGUGGGAGUUCAACAGUCACGGGUGAAAACCUCGUAAAACUAGCCAAAACACAAGUUGACUACAUUCUGGGCAAUAAUCCAACAAAGAUGUCUUAUAUGGUGGGUUUUGGGGAGAGGUAUCCAAAGCAUAUCCACCACAGGGGUUCCUCUCUACCUUCCAUUCGUGACAGGACUCAGCACAUUUCCUGCAAUGAGGGGUUUCAGUAUCUGUAUGCAGGCUCUCCCAAUCCAAAUGUGCUUGUUGGAGCCAUAGUAGGUGGUCCUGACAGCAAUGACAACUUCUCCGAUGAUCGAAAUAACUAUCAGCAGUCAGAGCCAGCAACAUACAUCAAUGCACCGUUUGUAGGUGCUGUUGCUUAUUUCUCUGCCAAACCACCAACCCAUGGUUAG
Molecule: messenger RNA, 1053 nt
Organism: Sphenostylis stenocarpa
Lineage: Eukaryota; Viridiplantae; Streptophyta; Magnoliopsida; Fabales; Fabaceae
Source: the annotation of a GenBank genome assembly